UGCAGAAUGUGAGAGUCAAAAGGAGACAGCUUGGUGAUAUUGUAAGGAAUAACAUCUUCAGAGGAGUGUCAGCAUGACCCCUCACAGUGAAGCUCUACUGCUGGUCUUCAGUUUCUCACUGUGUGGCAGUCUGUCUGCUGCAUCUUUGAAUAGAAAUGAAAGAGCCCGCUUUUGGUCUAGCACAGACACUGAGCCAGCACAAUGGAUGCCCCAAUCAACAAAAAUGGACAUGACUACUCCAACCGAUGUAUUACAUUCAGAGGAGAUUAGGCGAGACCUUGAGGUGGACCUUUCAGUUGAUCUAAACCCCUAUGUCACAAUGAAGGAUCAUGGUUUGUCAAGACUUCUAGCCUCAAGAACACCAUGGAUCAAAACUUUGACUUCCACUAACACUGAACCUCUUUCAGACAUCCAGAAUGAUGAAGAGGCAUCUGAUUGGUCAACUUUUAGUAAGCAAGUCAAUAUGGAAAAAUCUUUUAAAUCAUCUUCAUUGGCAACACUACAGCCUUUUCCUUCUCAGGCCUGGAGUACUGAGUCCAAGACACCUAUUGCUUGGAAUACAGAGACAUAUACACCUCAGUCUCCUACUGAAACCAGAUUUAACACCUACCAGAUACUGUGGAAGUCCUCUGGUGCUACGCAGACACCAUAUGCCAGAGGAACCUUAGAUGGUACCACUUUGCCAAGAGGGCUGACAAACUAUCUGCGGCCAUCUGAGGAAACAAAGGAUUUGACAGAUGCUCCUACAGAUAGUCUGACGGAGCCUACUCUCAAUAUGACAAGUCCUGACCCUGAAAGAGAGAAGCGUGAGGAUGUUGACCAAGUGAAAAAUGAAGAAAAUGGCCAAUCGACCGCCACUGUGAUCAAGGUCACUGAAACCUAUCCUGAAGCAGCAUCUCCAGGUGAUGACAGACGCAAAUCUUCCACACUUCAUGACUGCAGCCUGGUUGGCACUGGGAUCUGUCAGUCGCCUGACUCCUCGUGGAAUCACGCUUCAACUAACAACACCCUGUCCACUCCACCUCCUGUGUAUGAAACCACACCCCCUGGUGUAAUAACCCCACCCCCUGAAGCCCAGACCCCGCCUCUAUUGGUCCCUUUACUGGCUGACUGGAAUGCUGCUAUGGCAACAUGGGGCCUGGCAUGGGAGUUGCAGGUAUACGGGCUCAGCUGUGUGUUCUCGCUCGUGGCUGUGCUGUCUGUGCUCAGCCUGAUGUGUUUGCCAUUGCGCUGGCCCUCUGGCUGUGCCCACUUCAGCCUCCUCCACCUUCUCCAACUACUAACAGGUUCCAGCAGAGCUCUAUGGCUCCUCUAUGAUCCAUACGGCCAAAAAGAGCGCCUACCCAUAGUCUGGGCACGACUGAUUCACGAAGCUGCCUAUCCCUGUAUUACUGCAUCAUUUGGCCUUCUGCUUCUACUGCUAACUGCUCGCUCUUGUACCCAGCUACUUUCCCAGAAUACCCUGCAGCGCAGUACCUGCCUGUUGGCCGCCCUAGUGCUGCUGCACAUAGCCAUAGUGAUGGCUUCCAUGGCAAUACUGCAACUCUUUCCCACCCUGAAAAUUGUGCCUCUAUUACCGCCAGCAGCCUUUGUGUUGAUGUCCUCUCUCUUGUCAUUCACGUACCUGCUUCUUUACUGCUGUGCCCGUGCCGAUGCCAAGCACAUUUACCGGCUAAACGAUAGCUCUCCUGAGCGGCCAUCAUGCCAUGCUAGCAGGUGUCCAUUCACAGAGGCUCGGAUGUGGGAAAGGGCAGCCAGGACAGGGGUAUUCUCUGCCCUGUUUCUGCUAGCAUGUGGCAGUCUACGACUUUACGCCAUGCUCCAUGCUGAAGGGCUGACCGGUGGAGUCAUGGUUGGACUGAUGCCCUGGCCCUGGUGGGGCUUUCAGCUCAGCUGCAGAGUGUGUGAAACAGGAGUAUGUCUCACACUCGCUCUUGUAAUCACUCACCCCCUUCUCUGUUGCGGAGUGCCCCUUUCCAAACCAGGAGGCUGCAGCUGGCUCUUCAAAAAGACACCCACAGAAGGCGCCAUGUUGGCCAAACCCACCAUCCUCUCGAGUCGGUGUGGCUGGUCACUACGGCCCGUCGAGAAGCUGGGGUUGUGUGAGGGAAUAGUACGGCGGGAAAGCGAAAGCGUGCCGCUCUACACCUUGGUGGAACUUCCGCACAGCGAAUCAGACGGUUUGGACCUCCACUAUCCAGCCAGCCCUCAGCACGAGUCUUGCACACAGCUCUCCCAAACCACAAAGAAGAGCAAAGUAUCCCAUGCAUCAUCCUUUGCAAGCUUUGACGCCGACUCCACGGCAGAUCUGCGGCCCCCUUCGCCAAUCGACUUGCGACGAAGCAUUGACGAGGCCUUGAACAGUGAGGCUCUGUUCCAGCAUAGCCUGUUCGGAUCUUCCAGGCUCUCUCUCAGCACACGCGGACCCCCGGAUGGACAACCCUGUCGGGGAAACUCCACCGAACCCAGCCUAUACCGCACUGCCUCCUGUGGGGAUGUGGACCCCGCUACAGUCCCCAGCCGACCUAGGCAAUGGAGCACUCUAUCUGGGAGACCAGCUCACGUCUCGGUCAAUUGCAGUGGGUUAAACUCAACACAACAGUCCCAGAGCAGCCUACAUAGGGGCUCUCAGUCCGGGCAGCAACUCCACAGACGGUACACGGCCUUGGGCUCUACGUCCACCAGAGAGAGCGUGGAUGUAGAGACAAAUUCUCAUGUUGAUGAGCUUGCCGUUCAGGCUGAAUUCAUCAACGUCUGCAGGCAAAUAGAUGCAAUCAGUAUCAGUAGUGAUACGAUCGACCUAUAGGGGGAGAAAUCUUUAUUCAACAACAUUUACAUUUAUUCAUUUAGCAGAUGCUACAGAUUGUGCUUUAGAGGAUGUGCUGUACUUACCUGCAGAAUUAACAUUUUUCAGUUUAACACAGGGGUGUCGAGGUGUGCUCUUGGAGGUCCACCUUCCUGCAUAGUUUAGUUUAAACAUACCUGCUUGUUUCAGGUGUGUUUAAUUUAGGCUAGACCUAAACUCUGCUGGAAGGGUGACCCUCCAGAAGCAGGAGUGGACACUUUAACCGAACACCUUUAAGUAAUUUCAACCCUAACAACUCCAAUUUACAGAACUUCUCUUGAUAUAAAUGUGGAGAGGAAUUUGCUGUUGAUGCACUCUGCUUGAAUGGAAAGAAUUUUUUUAUUUUAGAAGCAGACAUGACAUGGACAAAACGGCAACUUGCAGCCUUUAAGUGACUGAUGUUCUCUAUCAAUGGUGAGAAAUUCUCUGAAAUCCACUUCUCAUAUUUGACAAAUCUUGUUGAACAUGCUUGGUUUGAUCAAAAUACUUAAAAAAAUAAUCUAAUGUACAUGAGGCUUGUGUACCUUUUAGCAAUAAAGCUAGCACUUAUGAACAUGUUUUAUGAUGAGAUGUAUUUUUGGUUUUGCUCCUACAGCACAGAUCACCUAAACCCUCAUUGACAACAUUACAACUGUAUAGAGACAUAUUCUCUAGAAACCAUUAGCAUUUUAUUUCAGCACUAUCAUUGGUGUUAAUCCACUUAUUUGUGGCAGCCCUGUCACUUAACAUUUUGUUCUGGAAUGAGACCUAGAUGUUUAUACUUAUGGGAAAGGAUGUAUAUAGCAAAAGGCUGCAUGAAGAUAACCAUGCAAACCAUGCUAAUGAGCUGUUGUAUGAAUAGAACACUUGGCAUUUAAGUACAUUUUUAACUGUUUUUUAAAUUACGUUUAGUGCUUCAUUAAAAUCUAUUUUAUCAUGUACCCAUAAUCCCUCACAGCCAUUCUGCUACACAAAUACUGCCCUCUGUUGGCCAUGAAGAUGUAAUAACAUGACAGCUUGUGCAUUUGUCAUCUUUAUUAGUGCAUGUCUGUGUGACUGACAGCAGGAGCUCAUCGCAAAAACUUUAAGAUUGUCUCACUCUUGGCUUCUCUUUUUUUUUUUCUUCAAAUGUUUGAGAUGUGCAUUUCCUCUCUAUGACUAGUAAAUGGUCCUAUACGUCUAUGCUUUUACAUGACAAUGUAAACCUCUGAAUUGCAUUGCUCAUUAUGCUACUGUGUUUAGAAAGAGAUACAUUAACAUUUAAAAGAUUUAAGCAAAGUAUAGAGUAGACAGAAA
This is a messenger RNA of Sinocyclocheilus grahami, 4120 nucleotides long. Its product is annotated as proline-rich transmembrane protein 4-like. The transcript has 3 exons. The record is from RefSeq and is a predicted model, not a curated record. NCBI's taxonomy places the organism in Eukaryota, Metazoa, Chordata, Actinopteri, Cypriniformes, Cyprinidae. Bases 74 to 2806 code for a protein of 910 amino acids.